AUCAGUGAGUGUUUAACGAAACUCAUUGGCAGACGUUGUGUCAGUUACACAAGUGGUUUUCACUUAAACGGUUGGUUGUGAUCGGCAAAUCAAUAAUAAUACAAAAAAAAAAAACAUUUGAAGAAUUUCAAAAAAAUAAAAAGUGAAAACAAAAGUCGUGUUACUCUGCAACGAAGGAUAAACGUAAACAAAACUUAAUUUUAUUUCCUUCUACUUUCUUGAAGCUGUAAAUAGUUACAAAACACCAAUAAAAAUGUGGCCUGAAAAUGUUGGUAUUUUAGCCGUUGAGGUUUUAUUCCCCUCACAAUAUGUUGACCAAACCGAACUGGAACAAUUCGAUGGAGCCUCGGCUGGCAAAUAUACCAUUGGCUUGGGUCAAGCUAAAAUGGGUUUCUGUUCCGAUCGUGAAGAUGUCAAUUCUCUGUGCCUGACUGUUGUAACCCGCCUUAUGGAAAGACAUCAAAUCAAAGCAACCGAUAUUGGUCGCUUGGAAGUUGGUACGGAGACUAUUGUGGACAAAUCGAAAUCGGUGAAAUCUGUGUUGAUGCAACUCUUUGCCGAUAGUGGAAAUACCGAUAUGGAAGGUAUUGAUACCACAAAUGCCUGUUAUGGCGGUACUGCUGCUUUGUUCAACUCUAUUAACUGGGUGGAAUCGUCGAGUUGGGAUGGUCGUUUGGCGUUGGCAGUUUGUGCUGACAUUGCUGUUUAUGCCAAGGGUGCAGCCCGUCCAACGGGUGGCGCGGGGGCCAUUGCCAUGCUUGUAGGACCAAAUGCUCCUUUGGUUUUCGAAAGAGGUCUGAGAGCAACACACAUGGAACAUGCCUACGAUUUCUACAAACCGGAUUUAAGUUCAGAAUAUCCCACAGUUGAUGGUAAAUUGUCUAUACAAUGCUAUCUGUCGGCCUUGGACACCUGCUAUCAGCUGUAUCGCAAGAAAUUCGAAAAACUCAACCCCCAAACUGGAAAGGAAGGCUUGGACAACUUUGAUGCCAUUCUUUUCCACACACCAUUCUGUAAAUUAGUACAAAAAUCUGUGGCCCGCUUGGUUUUCAAUGACUUCUUGCUUACUGCUGAUGAGACAAAACGCGCCCAAAAAUAUCCCGCAUUAGAAAAAUUCAACAACCAUACAUUGGCCACCACCUACUUCGAUCGUGAUGUGGAAAAGGCAUUCAUGACACAAUUUGCCAAUGUCUUCGAAGAGAAGACGAAAAAGUCCCUGCUUUUGGCCAAUCAAGUUGGCAAUAUGUACACUCCAUCGGUAUAUUCAGGUUUAGUAUCGCUGCUGGUCAGUGAAAAGCCCGAAAACUUGGUAGGCAAACGUAUUGCUGUGUUUUCGUAUGGAUCCGGCUUGGCCGCGUCAAUGUACUCUAUUAAAGUGACCUCAAAUUCCGAUGUCUUCCAGAAAUUCGUUGAAAAAUUAGACUAUGUUAUGCCUUUGCUGAAUUCGCGCGAGAAAGUGGCGCCCGAGCUGUUUUCCGAACUAAUGGAAAUACGUGAAAAGAACAAUCAUGCCGCACCCUAUACGCCCACAGGCAGCAUAAGUGCUUUAUUCCCGGGCACCUACUACCUCAAGAGUGUCGAUGAAAUGCAUCGGCGCACCUAUGAACGUACACCAACAAUUUCAAAUGGUGUCCACUGAGUGGGGUAAAGAUCGUUUUGAAGCAGAACAUAAAGCUCCAGCUACUAUAGCUUUACUUAACACUACAAUUAUAUUUACUCUAGUUAAUAAUUAUAAAAGGAAGGGAAACACACACACACAUACAAACUUACAAAAAUGUAAUUUUUCCGCUUAUAAAACUUUAAAAGUUUUGUACAAAGAUGAUUAUUAUAUAAAAAAAAGGGAAAUCUUACUUUAAAUUAGUUUAAAUUUUUGGUGAUUUCUAUACAGUUUUACAUCUAUGUAGCUAUGUAUUUAUUUUCAUUUUUCAUUUCUUUAUAAAAAAAAAAAAACUAAAUAAUACUACCAUAAAAAUACAAUACAAGCCAGCAAAAACAACUAGUACUUGACAAUAAUGAUGGUGCUGAUGAUGAUUACAAAUCGAUUAUGGUUUAUUAACAACAAACCAUUUGUGGACCCCAUUUAAUUUUGCAUAACUAUGAAAAUCUUUAACACUGUCAACUUAAAAAUUAUUUAUUUUUCUAAACUUAAACUAUUCUUCUUGCUACCUUAUUUCCUAGUUUAUUUGUUCUUUUCUUUGCCUCUACAAAGCUAAGUGUAAUGUGGAAAUAUACAUCGAAAUUAGGUUACGUUUGGUAUUACGUAUUAAUAAUUAUUAUUAUUUUUGUUUAAUUUAUACAAGAAUAAAAUUUAAUUUUACCAAGAAGAAUCUGUAAA
This is a messenger RNA of Musca domestica (house fly), 2335 nucleotides long. Its product is annotated as hydroxymethylglutaryl-CoA synthase 1. The transcript has 2 exons. Lineage: Eukaryota; Metazoa; Arthropoda; Insecta; Diptera; Muscidae. The record is from RefSeq and is a predicted model, not a curated record. Bases 254 to 1639 code for a protein of 461 amino acids. Gene Ontology annotation, molecular function: hydroxymethylglutaryl-CoA synthase activity. Gene Ontology annotation, biological process: acetyl-CoA metabolic process.